Oncorhynchus gorbuscha (pink salmon) is the source of this 7256-nucleotide messenger RNA. Its product is annotated as phosphatidylinositol 4,5-bisphosphate 3-kinase catalytic subunit alpha isoform-like. The transcript has 21 exons. Lineage: Eukaryota; Metazoa; Chordata; Actinopteri; Salmoniformes; Salmonidae. Gene Ontology annotation, biological process: cell migration; phosphatidylinositol-3-phosphate biosynthetic process; phosphatidylinositol 3-kinase/protein kinase B signal transduction. The coding region runs from base 332 to 3538 and encodes 1068 amino acids. The record is from RefSeq and is a predicted model, not a curated record. Gene Ontology annotation, cellular component: cytoplasm; phosphatidylinositol 3-kinase complex, class IA; plasma membrane. Gene Ontology annotation, molecular function: 1-phosphatidylinositol-3-kinase activity; 1-phosphatidylinositol-4-phosphate 3-kinase activity.
GAUGCCACUGGGGGUCUCUGGUGGGGCGGUACUAACGACAAGUCAGGCGGCCAGCUGUGGCUAAACGAACACUAGCGGGCUUGUGAGCCAUCAGAAAAAUGCCGUAUUUUUCGCUAUUGGGUAGGACUUCACAUCAUGGAAUGUAAUGAACUUAUUCCACGGGGGGAAACUAUAUAUUAUAGCCAACGGACGUCUUUGUUGAGAAAUCGGACUGCCCCUGAGACUUGGAUGGAGGUGCAAGCCAGCGCCACGACCGAGGAGGUGUAGAACGGUUGGUCUACCCGUCUCAUCCUAAUUAUUAGCAUAGUGAGGAGCAACCGACCUGACCACCAUGCCUCCCAGACCGUCUUCUGGGGAACUAUGGGGCAUGCACUUGAUGCCCCCGAGCAUCCAGGUGGACUGCCUUCUCCCAAAUGGGAUGAUUCUGACAUUGGUGUGCACACGCGAGGCAACACUCAUCUCAGUCAAACACGAACUCUUCAAAGAGGCCAGGAAGUAUCCUCUCCACCACCUCCUACAAGAGGAGACCUCCUACAUCUUUGUCAGCGUUACCCAAGAGGCUGAGAGAGAGGAGUUCUACGACGAGACAAGGAGACUGUGCGACCUCAGGCUUUUUCAGGCCUUCCUGAAAGUCAUCGAACCAGUGGGCAACCGAGAGGAGAAAAUACUCAACCGAGAAAUUGGUUUUGCAAUAGGAAUGCCUAUAUGCGAGUUUGACCUGGUCAAGGACUCGGAAGUGCAGGACUUUAGAAGGAACAUAUUGAAUGUCUGCAAGGAGUCUGUGGACCUCCGAGACACUAAUGGACCCAUCAGUAGAGCGUUGUACGUCUACCCUCCCAAUGUAGAGUCGUCAGUAGAACUGCCCAAGCACAUCUUCAAUAAGCUUGACAAAGGUCAAAUCAUAGUGGUCAUCUGGGUCAUCGUGUCGCCGAGCAACGACAAGCAGAAGUACACCCUGAAGAUCAAUCACGACUGCGUGCCGGAGCAUGUGAUCGCAGAGGCCAUCCGCAAGAAGACGCGUAGCAUGCUGCUCUCUCACGAGCAGCUCAAGAUGUGUGUGCAGGAGUAUCAGGGAAAGUACAUCCUCAAGGUGUGUGGCUGUGACGAGUACCUGCUGGAGAAGUACCCCCUUAGCCAGUACAAGUACGUGAGGAGUUGCAUCAUGCUGGGGCGCAUGCCUAACCUCAUGCUAAUGGCCAAGGAUAGCCUUUACUCCCAGCUGCCCAUCGACACCUUUACCAUGCCCUCGUACGCCCGACGGAUUUCCACGGCAACGCCCUAUAUGAACGGCGAGACGGCCACCAAGUCCCUGUGGACCAUCAACGGCACUCUGAGGAUCAGGAUACUGUGCGCAACCUAUGUCAAUGUAAACAUCAGGGACAUUGACAAGAUCUAUGUCCGGACUGGGAUCUACCACGGUGGGGAGCAGCUGUGUGACAAUGUGAACACUCAGCGCGUGCCAUGCUCAAAUCCCAGGUGGAAUGAGUGGCUGAACUACGACAUGUACAUUCCAGACAUCCCACGUGCCGCCCGCCUCUGUCUGUCCAUCUGCUCUGUGAAAGGGAGGAAGGGGGCUAAAGAGGAGCAUUGUCCACUAGCCUGGGGCAACAUCAAUCUGUUUGACUACACCCACACUCUAGUGGCCGGGAAGAUGGCCCUCAACCUGUGGCCUGUGCCCCAUGGCCUGGAAGACCUGCUCAAUGCCAUCGGAGUCACUGGCUCCAAUCCAAACAAGGAAACCCCUUGCCUGGAGCUGGAGUUUGAUCACUUCAGUAACCCGGUCAAGUUCCCCGACAUGCCGGCCAUCGAGGAGCACGCCAACUGUAACAUAUCCCGGGAGCUGGGCUUCAACUACUGCCACACCGGUUUGAGUAACAGACUGGCGAGGGACAACCCCCUGACGGACAGUGACAAUGAACAGCUGCGCUUGGUGUGUAACAGAGACCCACUGUCUGAAAUCACUGAGCAGGAGAAGGACUUCCUGUGGAGGCACAGACAUUACUGCGGCACUAUCCCAGAGAUACUUCCCAAGAUUCUCCUGGCAGUGAAAUGGAACUCCAGAGAUGAGGUUGCACAGAUGUAUUGCCUUCUGAAGGACUGGCCAGCCAUAAAGCCAGAACAAGCCAUGGAGUUGCUGGACUGCAACUUCCCCGAUCCCAUGAUUCGAGACUUUGCCGUGAAGUGCCUUGAGAAAUACUUAACAGACGACAGACUCUCUCAAUACCUCAUCCAGCUGGUCCAGGUUCUUAAGUACGAACAGUACCUCGACAACCCGCUGGCCCGCUUCCUGCUGAAGAAGGCUUUGACCAAUCAGCGGAUAGGACAUUUCUUCUUUUGGCAUCUCAAGUCGGAGAUGCACAACAAGACUGUGAGCCAGCGGUUUGGCCUGCUGCUGGAGUCCUACUGCCGGGCCUGUGGCAUGUACCUCAAGCACCUGAGCAGACAGGUGGAGGCCAUGGAGAAACUCAUCAACCUUACCGACCUCCUCAAGCAGGAGAAGAAGGACGAGGCCCAGAAGGUUCAGAUGAAGUUCCUGGUGGAGCAGAUGAAACGGCCUGACUACAUGGAUGCCCUACAGAGCUUCACCUCUCCACUCAACCCAGCGCACCAGCUGGGAAACCUCCGCUUGGAAGAGUGCCGGAUGAUGUCAUCGGCCAAGCGGCCCCUGUGGCUCAAUUGGGAGAACCCCGACAUGAUGUCAGAGCUGCUCUUCCAGAGCAACGAGAUCAUAUUUAAAAAUGGAGAUGAUCUGAGGCAGGACAUGCUGACUUUGCAGAUCAUUAGAAUAAUGGAGAACAUCUGGCAGAACCAGGGCCUUGAUCUCAGGAUGCUGCCGUACGGCUGCCUGUCCAUCGGCGACUGCGUGGGCUUGAUAGAGGUGGUGAGAAACUCCCACACCAUCAUGCAGAUCCAGUGUAAAGGAGGCCUGAAGGGGGCGCUGCAGUUCAACAGCCACACACUGCACCAGUGGCUCAAGGACAAGAACAGGGGGGAGAUGUACGACCAGGCCAUUGACUUGUUCACACGGUCGUGUGCGGGCUACUGCGUAGCCACCUUCAUCCUGGGGAUCGGUGACAGACACAACAGCAACAUCAUGGUCAAAGAUGAUGGACAGCUAUUCCACAUAGACUUUGGCCAUUUCCUGGAUCACAAGAAGAAGAAGUUCGGCUACAAGCGAGAGCGGGUGCCCUUCGUCUUGACACAGGACUUCUUAAUCGUCAUCAGUAAAGGAACCCAGGAGUGCACCAAAACCAGGGAGUUUGAGAGGUUCCAGGAGAUGUGCUACAAGGCCUACCUGGCAAUCCGGCAACACGCCAACCUCUUCAUCAACUUGUUUUCCAUGAUGCUGGGCUCGGGGAUGCCCGAACUGCAGUCCUUCGACGACAUCGCUUACAUCCGCAAGACCCUGGCGCUGGACAAGACUGAGCAGGAGGCCCUGGACUACUUUAUGAAGCAGAUGAACGACGCCCACCACGGCGGCUGGACCACCAAGAUGGACUGGAUCUUCCACACAAUCCGCCAGCACGCCAUGAACUGAGAGGGGGCCAUCUGCCCGGAGAGUAGCAGCAAUGCAGAGAGGACAAGGGCGGAUCUCUACACCAUCCGCCUGGACUGUGUGUCAACGGAGAGACUAGAGCGGAUCUCUGCACCAUCCGCCAGCUAAGCAUGCCAUGAGCUGAGAUGGCAGAGCGGACAACGCUAGCGUCCACGGAUGGAGCUAUGAAUGGAUAGAAACCAUUUGCUGAAUUGAGAGGCUAGAACGGAUCGCUACAUCAUCUGCUAACUUCUGAGCUCUGAGGGAAAUGCACAUCUGUACACCAUCCACUAGGAGGCGCCAAAAGUGGAUAUUAGGGAUGCAUCGAUAGGGAAAUGACGGACUGAUGCGAUAAUCAUAUUUACUGGACCUUAUCUUUCUCAUAUUGGUAUGGCAAUAUAGCCACAGUUCUCUUUGUAAAAUUAGGGGAACAACCACGAUUGUAAACAGCCAUUUUGCAAAAGUUAUGUCAUUUUUAAGAUGAAAGCGAUCUAUUGUAUUAUCAGCCGAUACCGAUAUGAUGGCUGUUUUUUUUCCCUUCCUAUAUCAAAGCAUGCCCAGGGUCAUGUACUGCUAACACACCAGGAUACCGUGAAGACCUGCCCAGGGUCAGGUCCUGCUAACACACCAGGAUACCGUGAAGACCUGCCCAGGGUCAGGUCCUGCUAACACACCAGGAUACCGUGAAGACCUGCCCAGGGUCAGGUCCUGCUAACACACCAGGAUACCGUGAAGACCUGCCCAGGGUCAGGUCCUGCUAACACACCAGGAUACCGUGAAGACCUGCCCAGGGUCAUGUACUGCUAACACACAAGGAUACCGUGAAGACCUGCCCAGGGUCAUGUCCUGCUAACACACCAGGAUACCGUGAAGGCCUGCCCAGGGUCAUGUCCUGCUAACACACCAGGAUACCGUGAAGACCUGCCCAGGAUCAUAUCCUGCUAACACACCAGGAUACUGUGAAGGCCUGCCCUGCUAACACCAGGAUACCGUGAAGACCUGCCCAGGGUCAUGUCCUGCUAACACACCAGGAUACCGUGAAGACCUGCCCAGGGUCAUGUCCUGCUAACACACCAGGAUACCGUGAAGAUCUGCCCAGGGUCAUGUCCUGAUAACACACCAGGAUACCGUGAAGGGCGGCCCAGGGUCAUGUCCUGCUAACACACCAGGAUACCAUGAAGACCUGCCCAGGGUCAUAUCCUGCUAACACACCAGGAUACUGUGAAGGCCUGCCCUGCUAACACCAGGAUACCGUGAAGACCUGCCCAGGGUCAUGUCCUGCUAACACACCAGGAUACCGUGAAGACCUGCCCAGGGUCAUGUCCUGAUAACACACCAGGAUACUGUGAAGGCCUGCCCAGGUUCAUGUCCUGCUAACACACCAGGAUACCGUGAAGACCUGUCCAGGGUCAUGUCCUGCUAACACACCAGGAUACCGUGAAGGCCUGCCCAGGGUCAUGUCCUGCUAACACACCAGGAUACCGUGAAGGCCUGCCCAGGUUCAUGUCCUGCUAACACACCAGGAUACCGUGAAGGCCUGCCCAGGGCACGCAACGGAAAAUGGUUUGAUACGGAAAACAAAACAAAAAUUCUUAUUGGGCAAAUCUUGGCAGUCUCUUUCAAUCAUGUUUUCUUCCUCUUGGUGCCCAUUGAACACGACCCAGAAUACCACCAGCAUUGUUAAUUCCCAGUGAUGGAUGGUUGACAGACACUAGGAUGUCCUUUUCAUCGUCUGCUGUCAACUGUAAGAUUAGCGAGAGAACUGACAAAUCGUGUUUGAUCUCAAUUGACGAUCACACAUCGUGUGUGGUGUGUGUGUGUCAGUGUCAUCUCACCCCCCCCCCCCCCCGCCCCCGCAGAUGGAAACGGUCAUGUUUCGUGACCUCAAAGUUUGAGAUUUUGUACAGAAGUAUCCCAAUGGUCUUGUAUGCAUACAUUAUUCCUUUUUCGUCUUCAUUUUCUACUGAGCCAAAGUACUAUAUAUAUAUAUAUAUAUAUAUAUAUCUCCCCUACUACAUCUGACUUAUCAGUCUAACCAUGAGUCACUACUAUUCCAAUCCCUGUGUAUCUCCUUUGUAGCACUGAUCUCUACAGUAUUUGUUUGUUUGUCUAUCAGUAUUAUGAUGCGUGUGCAGCGUUCUGGAGUAAAAUGGCUGCCGUCCAGCACCCAGUUGGAUGCAACACAGAAGUUUACGAUGACCGACAGAAAAUUACUGUAGAUUUAUCCUGUAACUGUAAAUUCAUUGAAUUCAUCCUCUUCGUUUUGUUGUUUUUUCGGGUUGUAUUUUUAAAAGGGAAAUGGGGGCAAAAUGGAUGUGCAAUGUUAUAGUUCUGUUACACUAUGCAAUUUGUGAUCUUAAUGUACUGUACUGCAAAGUAGAGUCGAUGGGAGUAUCUAAUCAUAUACACAGCAUUAAAGAUGUCUAUCAACUGUACAGACGAGACAGUACACAGAAGACGAAUGCACAAUUAUGCACUGACGGUAUCACCGAUUUCUUCCCUCACAGGAUGACUCUGGAAGAACUGUUAAAAAAAACAUUUUUAAAGAGCCUCUUGUACCCUGCCUUACACUUUAGUUGUUUUUUCUUCAGAUCUAACCAGACAUUUUCAGAAAGCGUUUGGAGCGUUUUUUUUUGGUGACUUGGAAUUUGCUUCAUCCUAUAUUUUCAGAAUACAAGUAUGUAUAGAUUUGACCCUAUUCCAGACUUCCCCAGCAUUCUAUGUCAUAUGAACUCCCUAAUCAGUAAAGUUGUUUAAGAUCAAUAAAAUAAAAGUGUAACAGGUGAAUUUGUGGUUUUGCCUUCCCUGACAACUGCCCUUUUUUAAGUGUGGAUUCUGCAGUUUUCUUAUUGCAUAAAUAUACUUUUAUUAGUCAGUUGUUUGCCAGUUUUUACCAAAUUACAUGGUAUGUGUUUCUGUGCAGGUUACAGAUGGUUGGGCAGGUCCCAUUCAAAACAAGACAACUACAAUAACCGUAUUACAAACAAUAUGCAAGCGCUAUCAUAGAACAUUUUUCCUUUUAAUUGUUGUUGUGGUUAAAUGUCAUCCUUUUCUUUUCACUGUUAAUGCAUGAGGUCCCUGAAGAUACUUUGUUCAACCAAGUGUUGUUUACUUGAAGUUCAUGUUUUAAAUGACAUUUUGUUACUUGUGAGGUACAAUGUCAUCACACCAUGAAGAUAAGCAAUACUACCCUGGGGCCAGGGAAUAAUGUCUGGCACCCAUGAACUAUAUGUGUGUAAAUCGCUUUCCUUGAGUAACUACAGAGAUAAUAUAUUUUUGUAUUCUAAAUGUAGACUAACUCUCAAUACAAUCACUAAACAAAACAAAAAACUGGAAUUCUGCAUAGUACAUCAUUUCACACCCCACUAGACAGCUUGUAGUUAUUGAAAUAUGAGACACUAGUGAUGGACAACAUGAGCUUGAUAAGGAGGAGAAUGUAUCGAGUGGAAUUUCACUGAAGGUCUUCUGCUCUGGCUAGGAGCAGCAGUGUAAAAGCACAAUGAUGAAAAGCUAUCCUGCAUGUUUUCAAACCCACUAUUCAUGAGGUAUCUAUUCAUCCCUGUACUAUGCACUCAUCAUUCUUUCAAACUAAUUCAUAUACCAUGUCUGGAUAGAACCCUGUAUUCAUUCACUCAUUGUACUGUUUGCAAAAACCCAAAAAAUCUUUGCUCUGUAUCCCCAGAUAUUUUGAAAACCAAUAAAUGUCACUUCUAAUGAUCCA